Xyrauchen texanus (razorback sucker) is the source of this 2139-nucleotide messenger RNA. RefSeq names its product transmembrane protein 127. The transcript is spliced from 5 exons. The record is from RefSeq and is a predicted model, not a curated record. NCBI's taxonomy places the organism in Eukaryota, Metazoa, Chordata, Actinopteri, Cypriniformes, Catostomidae. Gene Ontology annotation, biological process: negative regulation of TOR signaling; negative regulation of cell population proliferation. Gene Ontology annotation, cellular component: membrane. Bases 272 to 991 code for a protein of 239 amino acids.
GUAGGAGAAUCUCUCCGUCUGAUGGAGGAAGUGGACGGAUUAUUGUUUACGUUUUACUCUGGAAAUAAACAAUAAAAUAGGCAUAACAAAAUGGUUUUAGGCCAGUUGAGCUCACACAUGAUCAACUCGGAUUAAACCACGGACAUAGGAUCUUUAGAAACAGCAAACAGCUAUACUGCCUGGCAGAGGUAAAACUACAGACAGAGCUGUCCACUCUCACUGCGGUGUAUUUGGGUUUGUACCAUUUAAUCAAGGGUUUCUCAGUCUGUUUAUGAGCAUGUACGCACCCCCAGGAACUGCUGUGCCCGGAAACCGGAGGAGGCGAGGUGGCACGGCCCUACCCAAACAGCCAGAGCGGAGCUUGGCAUCUGCACUGCCCGGGGCCCUCUCCAUCACCGCCCUGUGUACAGCCCUGGCAGAACCAGCCUGGCUCCGUGUUCAUGGAGGUACCUGCUCCAGACAAGAGCUGGGGGUCGCAGACGUCUUGGGACAUGUAGAUGAGAAACUUAUUAAUGAUUUCUGUAUUAACUCCCAGUCCAUCCUGCUGCUACGGGUCAUUGCUGCUUUCUGUUUCUUGGGCAUUCUGUGCAGCCUGACAGCAUUUCUCCUGGACGUCUUUGGACCUAAACACCCAGCACUCAAGAUCACACGCAGAUAUGCCUUCGCUCACAUUCUCACAGUGCUCCAGUGCGCUACAGUGAUCGGCUUUUGCUACUGGGCCUCUGAACUCAUUUUAUCACUGCAACAGCAGCACAAAAAGUUCCACGGCUCACUGAUCUAUGUCACAUUUGCCAUCAGUUUUUACCUGGUGGCUGGUGCCGGCGGAGCCUCUAUUUUAGCCACAGCGGCCAACCUGCUCCGUCAUUACCCCACUGAGGAGGAGGAGCAAGCCCUGGAGCUUCUCUCCGAGAUGGAGGAGAGCAGUGAAACGUACCCAGCUGACUAUGAUAUUGCCAAUCAAUUCCAACCUCCACCUGCCUACACACCUUGAUCACCAACCACCGUUCCUCAACGCCACUCCAUUUGUCACACGCCAUCAUUGGCUUUCAGACAAUAAAUGACUGCGAUCUGCAGAUUUUAGGUCCCCCAUCAACAAAAUAAUAUAUAUUCAGUAUCCCACAUCAUCAGAAAUGUCCAUGCUCACACUUAAACAAAUGUUUACUUUGGGGGACAGUGCUUGAGCGCAUGGAUACAUUUUAAGAGAAUAAUUACGCCAGUGCUUGUAGAGUUCCUAAUUCUGUCUGUGACCAUUUGAAUUCAUCUUGCACUAGAUUGCAUGUAUCUGGCAGUAACAACCCAUUACAAAUCUAGAAGACAUAUUUUGGCAGGCUUUAUUAUCUAAAGACUUAAGAAAUGUAAAAUGCAAAGCAUCUCAUCACGAUGCUUGUUGAAGGUGCAUUUACACGCAGCGUUUCUGGCACACUAAACUGUGGGAAAUGAUCUCUAUAAUAUUUGUUCUUAUUUCUGUUGCAUCGCAGGUUCAUCACCGUACAUUUUUUCAUUUUAGAUGUUAUUUAGCUGAACUUUUGAUUUGCCUCUUAAAUAUUAGUUUGUCUGCUUUUUUUAUCAUGCAAAGUAUCAAAUUGUCAUUUUAUUUAUUUGAAUUAACCAGUAGCCUACAGAUGUUACAUUCAUUCUUUUAAAAUGGAUUUCUGUUGGCUUCUGGUAAUGUUGUUUUAAAGAUCAUUCAGAGAUACUCCAGACUGACGAACAAAAAACAAAUGAGUUUUUAAUCAUUAUUGGACCUUCCAGUUUAAAUAGAUUCUCAAAUAAACUAGAAAUAUUUCAGUAUCAAAUUGUACCGGUUAUUUGGAAGCGUUCUGGUUUGCCAACAUCCCACUGUUAGUGUAUUAUGUAUUCCUGAGUUGUAGUUUUUUUUUUUUUGUGAAACUGUGUUUGGUGUGUUUUUAGUAGUCAUAGUAUGAGAACAUCCAGAUGAAAGAGUCUUAAAUUUGAUCAUGAUUGUAUCCACAAUUUCACUAGGUUUGCUUCUGGUUUGAUUAUUUUUAUAAAAUCACUGCAUGGCAUAAAUGGUCUAUGCUGUGAUUUUCAACAUUUCUUACGUUGUAUGGUUUUUUUUUUUUUUUUUUUUUUUAGUAAUUUGGUUGUUUUGUGUUUUACUUAAUUUUACAUGUUCUU